UCAGCAGCAGCAUUAAAAAUGAUUUUAACUACAGUAUGGACUCGAAUUGCAACCGAUUUUCGUCAGAAGGAAUUGUUGCCUCUCAAACUUUUAUUUUUUAUCAACGUUUCAACUUCUGUUGUUCUUUACCCGUACCUGACAAUCCACAUGAGAGAAUUGGGAAUCGACGUGGAAGAAACGGCUGUGAUGAACGCGGUAACACCAGUCAUUUCAAUUAUAAUGCCACCCUUGGCGGGACUUGUAGCUGACAGAAUAGGAAAUUUCAGGGUGCUUUUAUCCAUUUUCUCAGCUCUUGGCGGCGUCUCGUCGUUGCUGCUGCUGUUGGUGCCGGUCGGCCGGUUUGACAUGUCGUACCCAACGCGAAUUCCUCUCGCCCUGGGCUGCGGUGAGAUCAACCUGAGCGCCAUCUCGCCGCUGCAGGUGACCCUGCUGAAGGAACCUCCAUGCAACCUGCGGAUAAACAUGAGCGAGCCAAUCGGCAUCGCGCUCGAGUCCUGCGGGCUCGUUUGCCAGGCGCCCCUCACCCUAGAUCUCGAUCAGGUCACCUCGGUGCCCGUCUACAGGGUGGACGUCACUCACGAAGGACAAACGGACGACUACUGGUACGCGCCGUCAGUGGUGCUCAGCAAGUUGAAAACACCAAAUGCCAGUGAUCCACGCUUUGCAAAGGUGGAUCAUCCUCAAUACUACAACGAGGCGAUCAGGGUAAUUGCGUAUGAUCAUGUUUACUUCCCAACUUCAACCAUAUACAACAUUACUUGCUUGAGAGACAAGUGCUACUUCAUGGACGGCGACGUCAGCUUCCACGCUUCCAUCCAGUAUUCGACGAAUGAUUUCUUCACCAAAAAGUUCCUCUUCAAGAAGGUGAACGCGUCUGAUAGCGAAACAGUUGUUUCGAUUUUCUCAAACGACCUCGCAAACCACAGCCGAGCAAAGCGACACUCCGGCAAGAACGUGACCAACAUCGACGAUCCGCUCACAAAGCACGACCAGGCAAUCUUUGAACUGUUUUUCAACAACACGACACUGAAGUGCGAGGACCCACUGGCCCUGCGCGACCUAGUAGUGGCGAUGCCCACAAUCGGAGUUAACCUCCGCUCAUGCCGUCCCCUGUGCCUGGCGUCGAUGCCCCGCAAGCAAAUGUGCUCCAACCUGAAGAGGGAGAAGGUGUUCGACCCGAAACUCACUUUCUGGUGCUACCUGGGCAUUAGGACGUUCAAUAGCAUCAUUGGCAGCACUGCGGUUGCCAUGUUUGAAGGGGCUUUGAUCGCUAUUCUCAGAGAGUUCAAGGCGGACUACGGACUGCAGAGAAUCUACGCCACUAUUGGAGGCAUGAUUAGUGCCCCUCUCACCGGAUUGCUCAUUGACUACGUUUCUGCAGGGAAGGAUUACACCGAUUUCAGACCUUCAUUUUACCUGUAUGCGGUUUUGAAAGUACUCGGUGGCUUGCUGGUAUUAACUAUCAGACUGGACUUCAAAGCACCAGCCCCUGGUGUUGUGAAGGGCGUGUUGAAGGUUCUUAAGAACGUGGAAAUCCUCGCGCUGAUUUUUGUCUGCUUCCUAUUGGGAAUCGCUUUGGGCUUCUUGGGGAGUUUCCUCUUUUGGCUCCUGCAAGAUUUAGGCGCGUCGAGGUCCCUGAUGGGUCUCACAAUCACGGUUGGAGGCUUGGCUGGUCUUCCUUUGUUGGCCUUGUCUGGGCCGAUAAUUGAAAAAUUUGGUCAUGCUAACAUCAUCUGCCUCGGAUUUGUCAUUUACGUCAUCAGAUUAAUCGGUUAUUCCCUUCUGUACGAUCCGUGGAUCUGUCUGCUUUUCAAUGCCAUGGAGGGCGUCACCUCAGCGCUGACAUUCACGGCGGUGGUCACCUACGCGGCCGGCCUCUCAAACUCUUCUGUGGACUCCAGUAUUCAAGGACUCGUUGGUGGCACUUACCACGGAGUUGGAAGGGGAGCUGGAAGUUUAAUCGGUGGAUUCAUGAUCAAGGCGAUUGGAACGCGGCCGACGUACCAGUUCUUCGCUGCUGCGUGCGCUGCCUUUGCUGCGGCGUACUAUCUCUUCCACAAAUAUUACACACAGAGGCGGCCAACUCGCCAAAUGAACGACAUCUCGAAGCCAAACGAACCCAAGAUACAGAUGGAAAAGGUCAAGGAGGAGAAUGUGAUACCGUCCGAACAAAGCAAUGGUGCCGUUAUUGACGAGAAAAAGAAAGAGCCCGAUAACAAUGAAAUCGAAAAUCAGGCAUUUGAAAUCGAGGAUGUGGAGAAGAGGUUUAAGGAUAAUGAGAAAAGGGUGAGCUGAUUAAUUUUGCCGCGGCAAAAUGUGAUUCGGCUGUUAAUUGAACGCUACUAUGAAAUGUGCGAUAUUUUAAAUAUUACUUUUUAUCAAUCAAUUUGUUUAUUAAACACAAGUUUGUGUACAACAGAUUCUAUUAUGUAACAAAAUAUGCGGUCAGUCAUUUGGCUGGCAAUUUUGCAGCAUGAGUCAGACUCAUAUAAUUUUUUUUCACAGCUCAAAAAGCGAUAGAAUUCCAUACUCUUAUCACAAAGUUUACAGACACAGCCAGGAAGAGCUUCACUAUGAAAUUCUUUAAUUUUACACAGUAGAUGGUGAAAGCCGUGACAAGCAUGACGUGUUUGCGUGUGCCUGUUUGUGUAGCACACAGCUUUCCAACUCUGGUCAAGGCGUGUCGAAAAACCCCGGCUCAAUCAGGAAUAUCUUAAACCACUGGUUUUGAAUGAAUUUGUUAUAAUUUGUGGUGUGAGGAAGAGCAAAUCUAUCAGCUAAGUCAUCUUCAAACAAACUAGUGUCAGCCAGUUUGUAAGACAAUCAUUACAUUUUAUAAUCUAUUUUUACAGAGUUAAAUUUUUAAAGAACGGCUUGUGAUCAUAUUUUACCUGGUUGGCAACAAAGUCUAAGUCAAGAGUGAAAUUAUUUUUCAUUGCUCCUUUUCCCCUACUGCCUCUUAUGGCAUAGAAGUUAUUUGGCCGUAUCUUACUAUGAAAGAUUUUGAAACAUUAGAGCGAGUCAAAACACGAUAUUUAAAGAAAGAGCUGGAGAUCUCUAAAUACAAUAGAUCGCGUUAUGUAUAUGAACUAUUGGCCAAAGACUUUAACUUUUUUGUUACAGAUCUAAGAAUGAAAUGUGAUCUCCCUGAAACUGAUAACUAUAAGAAGUUUUUUAAUAUAAAGAUUAAAAAUGGACGCUUGAUUUGUGAUGCAUUUUAUGAAACACAAACAAUGUUAAAUGGGAAUUGGAGGGUGCCAAAUUUUGAGGAUAAACAUAUGUAUUUAUUCGAUUUGCAUGCAAUGGAUAUCACUAUUUGUUCUGUUCAAUUCAGAUGUAUCAUUAUGAACUCCAGGAUAUUUGUAAAUGUUGAUUUUGUGGUGAGCAGUGGAAAAAGUAUCAUAUUUUGAAAUGUUUAGCAAAAAGAAUUAGUUUAAGAGAAGCGGCAAAGAGUUGUAAGAAUUGAUUGUAGGAUUAGUGUCGCACGCGUAUGCGUUUAAUAAUAAAUUCGAUAAAUUCAUUCAUUCAAUUGCACCUUUUUUGCAAAUAAGGAUUGUAAUAAAAGUUGAUUUUUACUCCGAAUGAGCGUACUUGUUUAUGAAAUGACCUCCUAGGGAGCAUGGCUAGUGUGAAAAAUACAAGUCUUUAUUGCAGCGGCGUGUGACCAUUGCGAUCUUGGCCUGUUUGGUUGAAUUAAAAUGACUGGUUUUGUAUGGGAACGAAUAUUUAUUGCGGUAGCAGGAGAACAUAACCUGUAUUAGACGUGUGUAGGAAACAUCGUCGGCGCGCAUAAAUAAUUACACUCCUAAAAGGUA
This is a messenger RNA of Cloeon dipterum, 3815 nucleotides long. RefSeq lists its product as uncharacterized. Gene Ontology annotation, molecular function: transmembrane transporter activity. The transcript is spliced from 9 exons. The record is from RefSeq and is a predicted model, not a curated record. Gene Ontology annotation, cellular component: membrane. Bases 19 to 2295 code for a protein of 758 amino acids. Lineage: Eukaryota; Metazoa; Arthropoda; Insecta; Ephemeroptera; Baetidae.